Asparagus officinalis (garden asparagus) is the source of this 1654-nucleotide messenger RNA. Its product is annotated as subtilisin-like protease SBT1.7. Gene Ontology annotation, biological process: proteolysis. The record is from RefSeq and is a predicted model, not a curated record. Lineage: Eukaryota; Viridiplantae; Streptophyta; Magnoliopsida; Asparagales; Asparagaceae. Gene Ontology annotation, molecular function: serine-type endopeptidase activity.
AUGGCGAAAUCGGCGAUGCCGGCGUCCUUCGCCGAGCACGGGGAGUGGUACGCUUCCUCCCUCCAAUCCGUAUCCGAGUCGGCCCAAAUACUGUACUCAUACAACACUGUGGCCCAUGGAUUCGCGGCCCAAUUGACGGACUCGGAGGCCCGAGCCCUCGAAGCCCUCGACGGCGUUCUCUCGGGUGGCGAGCGCGCAGCGACGAGGUUGGCCGUGUACAAGGUUUGCUGGCGCGGAGCCUGUUCAGCUUCGGAUAUUUUGGCGGCGAUGGAGGCGGGCCGGUUGAGCGACGGUGUCGAUGUCUUCUCGCUCUCUGCUCGGGCGGCGGGACGUCGGCAUUAUUACAUUAGACAGCGUGGCUAUCUGGGCGUUUACUGGGUAUUGGAGAAGCCGAGUUGCUGUGUUUCUUGCUCGCUGGCAAACGCCGGUCCCGGUGAGGGCGUCUGCUGGGUGUCGAAUGUUGCGCCUUGGAUUUACUCACGGUCGGCGUCCGGGGACGCUCGACGAGAUUUCCCGGUCUAUGUCUUACUGCUUGGGGCAAUACGCCAAGAGCUACCAGCCGGGGUUUCGCCUGCUACAGCGCGAAAGCCGCUGCCGCCGAUUCUCAACUGCCCUUCACUUUACGGCGCUAACGCGACGAACGCGGACGGAACGGCAAGUCUGGUGCAUGUCCGCGGUACCUUAUACGGGAUGAAGUCAAGGGUAAAGAUCGCUGUUCUGGUUGAUCGGGGCGUCAGCGCGUGUGUGCAGAAGGGGGCCCUGGUCGUCAAUAGAGGCCUGGAGGGUUUCGGGGCAUGUGGAGGUCUCUUCGCGAACACCGCCGAGCCAACGGCGAAGCAGCUAGUCGCCGACGCGCUCAUUCUUUUGCCAGCAUCCGGCGUCGUUACACGGUGCAAGCCCGCAACUCCGUUCGAUUACGGAGCGGGGCACGUUGACCCCCCGAAGGCCCUCGACCCAGGCCUCGUCUACGAUCUCACCGCCACCGACUACCUCGAUUUCCUCUGCGCGUUGAACUACACCUCCGUUCAAAUCGGCGCCAUGGCUAAAGGCAGCAAUUUCACUUGCAGCUCGAGAGGGGCCCACUCGGUUUCGGAUCUCAACUACCCGUCUUUCUCCGUCCCGUUCGCCACGGCGAGCGGGAUGGGAGGAGACGGGACCACCAGCACGAUCACCCACACUCGGACUCUGACGAACGUGGGCCCCGCUGGGACCUACAAGGCGAAGGUGUCCACGUCAGCGGACGGAGAUAAGGUGAAGAUUGUCGUAAAUCCAACGGAGCUGAGUUUCUCGAAGGAGGGGGAGAAGAAGAGUUACACGGUCAGCUUUACGUCGCCGUCGAUGCCGUCGGGUUCGAGCGGGUUCGGGAGGCUCGAGUGGGAUGAUGGGAAGCACGUGGUUGCGAGCCCAAUCGCUUUCACUUGGACCUGAGAGGGAAACAAAUUGGGUGGAGAAUGGAGUAGGAAAAAAAAAAUAGAUCUGGGGUUGCGGAUGCAAAUUUAAGUUGGGGGGUUAGGCAAGAUGUAAAUUGUUAUGGGGAUAAAAAGGAUGUUGUUGGUGGUGUUUUUGCUAAAAGCAAAAGUUGGGUUUGUAUUCUUUCGAUGUUUUUCCUUUUGUUUGAAGCUUAUGAUGCAAUCAAAUUUCAAAAUGUUGGCUA